Molecule: messenger RNA, 1928 nt
Organism: Amoebophrya sp. A25
Lineage: Eukaryota; Dinophyceae; Syndiniales; Amoebophryaceae
Source: the annotation of a GenBank genome assembly
AAAACAAGAGAGAAUAUUAGGUGGUAGAGAGACGAAGGAGAGGCAGAAUUAACUAGGACGACUUCGCGACUCGAUCAUCACCUGUCUUCUUACACUUACCCAACAAUAAACUUCUCAUUCUCGUUUUUAUUAAAGUAAAUCCAUCGUUCUUGGGUCUUCCAGGACAGGCUGCAAGCUCGUAGCGCAAGCAGAUUCGGCCAUGCCUCCUCCGCGCUCGACAACUGGUCGUGUAAGACCAACUACGAUAAGCGUGCCGUCAUCACCAAAAAGUGAUGCCGUGGGAGCUCCACCAAAAAAGAAUGCACCAGGAGGGGUGUCUCGGUCUCCAGCAGCUACUGCCAGACAGGGUCAGUCGCGAAGUCCAGGCAGGUCACUCGCAUCACCGAAACGAGCGAAAGUCGUCUCCCCGCACGGACGCCGCGGCAAGCGAUCUCCAUCGCCGAGAAGCAAAAGUAUUUGUUGACGAGACCUUCUACUUCUUACAGCUCCCACAUUCUAAGUAUAAUAUCUUUGAUUGAGUGUCAAGAAUUCGAAUUGAUCACGGGGAUCAUUCGAUAAAUAAAUAUAGAUACGAUCAUGCCUUUUCUUGCACAUGCAUCACUAUCAUGGCCAAAUCAGUACUCCAAAAGCGCUCAGAUGAAGUGAAAACACCAACACGAACACUAACUCAAGGUGCUGGUGGGAAUCGGAGAGGUGUGGUUUCUUCUCCGGGUGGAGGGAGUCAAAAUCGAAAAUCCCCGAAGAAUGGACGGUCUCCGAAGAAUGGAAGAUCACCUAAGAAUGCGCGCUUAAAGGGUGCCCGUAGGAUGGCUUCACCAAAGGGCAGCAGUCGCUCACCGACGGAGCGACGACAAGAAGUCGCGGACCGUCGCGAAUUCAUCCUGGCGGGGGGUGGUGCUCUAAGACUCGACAAUGUAAAGCUGGCAAACCUAGCGGAGAUACAAAUCGCUAAGCUCGAAUCGGAAAGUACUUCAUAAUGCAUAGGCUAGGUUCUAGCGUUUUUUUGUGUCACUUCUCCUUCUGUUCGCCAUGAUGCCAUAAUUUCACUAGGAUUUUACUAUGAUUUCAAUUUCACUAGCCUGUGGUCCCCUAAGUACUUGGUGGUAUAUUGUUUUUGCGGAGAAGAUAAUGCGUCAUGCGCACAAACAAGAUGAAUGGUGAAAAAUGCGUGAAAAUGUUUAAAGAAACACCCUUUACUACAACGCGCAUCACGAUAGUCGAGCGUCAGCGGGCACUUAUAACAUCGCUGACGGACGAUGUCGAAAAGGGGAAGCGUGAGCUCGCAGACAGCGAAGCGAGGGCGAGACAAACUGCGGUGUACUAUGAAGAGCAGAUUGCCCUGCGAAGGUUAUGAUUCUUGUACUAGAAAGCGACUAGUAGCACGAGAAGUUGGAAGCGUUCGAGUUCUUGGUGCUGUCCAUCUUCACGAUUUUCUCUAAAUCAUGGUUUCUUGCUUGCUGCACUUCCACGAAAAAUGGAUCACAAGAAUGAACUGCACUACAUUCAAUAGUCAUAGAGGGUCAACAUUCAUCAGUUGAAGAUAUUUUUCAGUUGUACUUGCAUGUAUGAAAAGUUGUAAAGUUCGAAAGAAUCUUGAGCAAUUUUACAUUUCUUUCACGUAUUGUAUCGAGGACUGAAUCUUUUUCGGUGCAGAAAUGUUUAGAUAAACAGAUCACGAAUCUUCAAUGUGAGCUGUCAAAAAUGUUGUUCGGGAGAAUGUAGUAGUAUCUCCGCAUAACUCAUCAUUUAUCAUAUGCAAUAUUAUAAAUUGUACUAAGUUCUUGUAACUAAUAAAAAGUUAGAUACCCCGCUAGCCUUAGCUACUGGGCACGGCGCUUGGAACUUGUUCCAACUGCUGUUUUCAUCAUCAAUAAUUGAACAAGCACGAGAGAUGAGCGAACAUUAAAAAAUUAAGCUUGUUAGUAAGG